Messenger RNA from Bufo bufo (common toad), 4350 nucleotides. It is a transcript of the gene MBNL2, whose product is annotated as muscleblind like splicing regulator 2. Gene Ontology annotation, molecular function: metal ion binding. The record is from RefSeq and is a predicted model, not a curated record. The transcript is spliced from 10 exons. Bases 726 to 1883 code for a protein of 385 amino acids. NCBI's taxonomy places the organism in Eukaryota, Metazoa, Chordata, Amphibia, Anura, Bufonidae.
CAGCGGCGCCGCCAGAUCCGCCUUCCUCCUCACUCUCAGCACAUCCAUAGGCUGCCCUCCUCGGCUUCUCCCUGUCCCCUCAGAGCUGUCACCCUGCAGGCAUCUGCUGGAAGAUUUACUACUUAUUUGGAAAGUGCCUGCUUCCAAAGUUACAUCUGCCAGUAAGUGCUCAACGAAGUCACGUUAAAUGCCAAACCCCCAAGAUCUUGCCAUGAAGUUUAUCUAAAAUUACCUUGUAUGUCUACUGUGUUGUUGCCAAUGACUCAUCGAGAAAUGGACUAAAUAUCUGCGGCAUAGGGGACGUAGGCUCUGUCCAGUAAAGACUGUGGAUUCCCUAAUAAGGCCAAUAUUCAAUUUCAUCUUACUGAAGAGUAACCAAGAGAAGACUUAUUCCAGACAGGACCACCAUUAGGCUGGAAGUACUUUAUGGAUAGAAGCUAAGUGGUAAUCCCACCCUGAUAUUUCCAUCCCUGGAGGUCUGAGUAUGUUGUCUUCUCAGCCAAAUUUGCUGAAGUAGUGCAUUUUGAUUGAUGACUGACUAAAUGCAGAUGAAUUGGCUUUUCUCAUGCAGCUUUGCGUGUUUUGGACUCUAUUCAGCAGUUCAGUCCAUCUAACGCAAUUACAUUUUUAUUGUACUGAAGCCUGCUGAGGAAGGCUCCAAGCUCCAGCUGACUUAAGUUACAAAGUCACCAGGCAGACUUCAGCUUCUGUUCCGUUUCUACAGCAUGGCUUUGAAUGUAGCUCCGGUAAGAGACACUAAAUGGCUGACCCUUGAAGUAUGCAGGCAGUUCCAGAGGGGGACAUGUUCAAGAUCUGAUGAGGAAUGCAAAUUUGCACAUCCACCUAAAAGUUGUCAGGUUGAAAAUGGACGUGUUAUUGCCUGCUUUGAUUCCCUGAAGGGACGUUGUUCAAGGGAGAACUGCAAAUAUCUUCAUCCGCCAACACACCUAAAGACCCAGCUAGAAAUAAAUGGCAGGAACAAUCUCAUUCAGCAAAAAACAGCUGCGGCUAUGCUUGCCCAGCAAAUGCAGUUCAUGUUCCCGGGUACACAGCUGCAGCCAAUGCCCACUUUUCCUGUAGGCCCAGGAUUAGGAACUAAUACAGCUAUUAGUUUUGCUCCAUAUCUGACUCAGAUGACACCAGGUGUUGGAUUAGUCCCGACAGAAAUCCUGCCCUCUACACCUGUCAUUGUUCCAGGAAGUCCACCUGUAUCAGUCACCAAUUCUACUGCUACUCAGAAACUUCUCAGGACGGAUAAACUGGAGGUAUGCAGGGAGUUUCAGAGAGGAAACUGUGCACGGGGAGAAACUGAUUGCCGCUUUGCACACCCGGCAGACAGCACGAUGAUUGAUACAAAUGAUAACACUGUAACCGUUUGUAUGGAUUACAUUAAGGGUCGCUGCAUGAGGGAGAAAUGCAAAUAUUUUCACCCUCCUGCACAUUUGCAGGCCAAAAUCAAAGCUGCACAACAUCAAGUCAACCAGGCUGCAGUAGCAGCACAAGCAGCUGCUGCAGCUGCAACCGUAAUGACGCAGUCGACUGCCAAAGCAAUGAAGCGACCUCUCGAAGCAACUGUAGAUCUGGCUUUUCCACAUGGCGUCCUUCACCCUUUACCAAAGAGACCAGCUCUAGAAAAAAGCAAUGGUGCCAGCGCAUUUUUUAAUCCUAGUGUCUUGCACUACCAACAGGCCCUUGCAAAUGCACAGUUGCAGCAGCAUGCGGCAUUUUUUCCAGCAGGGUCAGUUUUGUGCAUGACACCAGCUACCAGUAUUGUACCCAUGAUGCACAGCGCUACGUCCGCCACUGUCUCUGCAGCAACAACUCCUGCAACAAGUGUCCCCUUCGCCGCAACAGCCGCAGCCAAUCAGAUUAUACUGAAAUAAUAACCAAGACUGGAGUAGAGCAUCAAGAAGAUUCACAGAAGAUAGCAAAGCAUUCAUAUUGUACAUACUAUCCAGUCUCCUCCUCUAUAGAGUUGCCACAAACUGCAUGCUAAACAAAAGGAUCUUGUUCUCUUUAUGGACAAACUACAAACUCUUAGAAAGCUAGUGCUGCUAUAUUCUAAAUUGAUAAUAUAUAUGGUAUGCGUAAUAUAUUCCAACAUAAAAUAGUUAACUACCUGAUACCAGCUGUGAUGUUAGUGGGUAAAGUUUACUUUUUAAUAUUUGUAUACCUGGCUCCCACUUGAUAAAACUGUCUUAUCUCCCAUCACAUCCAAAACCAAGAGUUUAUCCCCCACCCUACUGUAUAUUGUAAAUGCUGGGAAACAUUUAAAAUGUAUCAAUAUUUUUGUGUUCUGAUGGCAAACAUGCAAUAUUGGAUUGUGAAUAUAAGUAAUACAUUAGAGAUUAUUUUAGCCAUAAUUAUAGGGAUUUAUUAACUUCCCCUUUGAAUAGAAGACCAAGAAGAUAAAGUACGUUCUCAAAUGUGGAAACAAGGCUUAUUUUAAAGCACAAAUUCAAAUCAUAAAACCGGCUUCACACCCAGUGUACAAAAGAGAUACAGAAACACUUGUAUUAAAAUAGAUGUAUAUUCAAAAGAGCAAAAAGGGCGAAAAAAAAGUGAUCAUUUGCACAGUAUGACUGUCAUACACAAGAAAGUCUUGAAUAUCUUUAUUUUAGUUGUGAGCAUAUAGUGUUUUUUAACCAAGACUUUGCAGAAGUGCCUAAAUUUCACCACAGUACAACAAACGCAAAAAGUAUAUGACUGCUGCCAACCUCCCAGUUACCAGCAAGUGCAAGGUUAAGAAAUAUAGCAGGUUCAGUACUUGGUUAUUACAGGUUAGCAAGGCAUCGGAGGAGGAGUUUUCUUAGAUAAUCGAAUGUACAAACGUAUAUAUAUAUAAAUAUAUAUAAAUAUAUAUAUUGGCCAGUCACGACAUAAAGGUGACUCUAAUCUAUAGAACAUAUUACAUUUUUGAAAUGUAGUAAAAGUUUUAUUUUGACCCUGUUCAGUGCUCAAGGGGCCUGCAAAACACUGCAGAGCAAUGCAUUACAGGCCUUCAAUGCUGAAUCUUGUGAUAACAGCAGGCAGUGGGGAAAAUUCUUAGGAAAAUGGUUAGCUGCAGGGUCUAUAGUGUUAUACAUUUUUAUAAUUGGAUUUAGAGAGUUGUAACAGGAUUACAGCACAAGAUUAAAGAAUAUUGUGUUUAAAAGCAUAUUUUAUGUCUGAAAAGUAAUGAAGAGUUGUUGCAUAUAUGAGAAAUAUUGAAGACAAAAAAAACUAUGGAUAAAGCAGAUUUUUGAUGUUUACUUUUAUGGUAGGCUGUUGAUUUACAUGGUAAUUGUCUGUACCAAUAAUGUGUAAUUUAGUUAAAGUUUAUUUCAAGCACUAUUGUACCAAAUACUUCAUGUUUCUGUGUUGCACAUUUGUCACACAAAGUAUGUUGUUGCUGAAUUAUGGAUAUGAAAACAGAACAGCUGUUAUACAUGAAUAGUAUACUUAAGUGUUAGAAAUAUGUUUUUUUUUUCUCUUGUAAAAAGACAAUAUUAGUGAUUGCAGUAUUUUAAGAAAAAAAUUUCAAGAGUUGAAUGUAAGCUAUUUUUAAUGUGGGCAGCCUCUUCUAAAAGAAGGCGCUGUAAUUCUUUAAUCGGUAAUCAGGAAAAAAAAUUCUGCCUUUAUUUCUAUUUUAUUUUGUAAUAUAUGUACAAUGUUUGAUUUCUGCUCUUAUAUUGAAGAAGCAGGUCUGAUUACUAAGCAGAACUAAAUCGAAAUCCACUUGAAAGUGAGUACCGUAUUUUAAUAUUGCUUAUAUCACUGUGUCUUCAAAGGCAAAAGUGACCUAAUCAAGUCUAUACUCUAAUCUAUACUGAGAUUUUUAUUCUUAUUAAUUUUGGGAGCAGUGACCAGCCAUCAUUUUUUGUCACUUCAGCCAUUUAACCAAAUGCAGCCUGUCACAUAUAUAUAUUUAAAAUACAGGAAGUACCAUUUUAGAGUGAGUGUUAUAUAAUAUACCAAUAUUUUGUGAUUCAUAAUAGCCCCUGUACUGGCAAAUAUAGCUUGCUCAUGUACCAAAUCAGUUCACUGAAAAUGGAAAUUGCUUUAAAUGUAACAAGAUCAACUUACAUGUUUAUAGUAAUCAUUUUAAGAAUGUACAUUUUUCAUGCAAUAUAUUUUCAUCAACAACUUUUAGGUUACAGCGUCAUACUCAUCCUUAUACAGUAUAUCAGUUCCCUCCAAAAUUAAAAUGGGGUCUAAAAUUGUAAGGAUGUAAAUGGCUGGCCUGUGUUUCAAUUUUUACUUAUACCUAUAUUUUAUUAUUUUUAAAGGAGAUUUAAUUUUGGAUGACAUUUCUGUUUUUGUAUUUUUGUUUUUGUAAUGUCCAAUAAUUAAAGUAUCCUCUUAAAUAAA